Messenger RNA from Dicrocoelium dendriticum, 660 nucleotides. The record is from the annotation of a GenBank genome assembly. Lineage: Eukaryota; Metazoa; Platyhelminthes; Trematoda; Plagiorchiida; Dicrocoeliidae.
AUGUGUCAAGGUUUUAUCACGAUGUUAUUGAUGAUGUUAUCAAUGGAGUUAAAGACGAUUGGGUGGAGGACGGAUUGGAUCUGCAGUCCCACUUGUCAGUUAUGGACAACGAAACUAGAGGAAACACACGUGUUCGAUCCCGAACCGACUGCUCAACCAGCAGCACAAUAUCUCAGCCUUAUCCAGCGCUCGCAAGUACAGCUCCGCCCCACCACACCUGUCAGUCUGAUCAACACCAGUGUCGCUGUUCCAGUUCGCCAGCUCAACGUUGCCAGUCGCAUGGUGGUCUCUUCAGUUAAUUCAGGUGCUGGCUCUGCUGAGUCAGUCUCUCUCUCAGUUGCUGCACCAGGUUCUCUGUCCAAUAUUCGUCCCCAUACCACUCGAACAACCGACGCAGUUAUUCCAAACAAUCUCACUCAAUCUGGUGCUCACCUUACCCAGGCCCAGCGGUUCUCACAGCAUCCUGUUGUUCAUGGUGGCUUGAUUGGCGGCGUUCCAGCUGUGAUCCCCUCUAGUGCAGCAACCACGCAGCUGUUUCCACAGCACUCCCGAACUGUUGGAUCCGCUACCAUUCAGUCGGGUGCGACUCCUCAGUUAGCAGCCCUCCCUUCCGGCCUCACGGGUAAGCAAAUCAAAUCUUUACCAUGCAAGUGGUUUUGA